This is a messenger RNA of Patiria miniata (bat star), 5653 nucleotides long. It is a transcript of the gene hlcs, whose product is annotated as biotin--protein ligase-like. Gene Ontology annotation, cellular component: cytoplasm. The record is from RefSeq and is a predicted model, not a curated record. Lineage: Eukaryota; Metazoa; Echinodermata; Asteroidea; Valvatida; Asterinidae. Gene Ontology annotation, biological process: protein modification process. The transcript has 11 exons. The coding region runs from base 621 to 3308 and encodes 895 amino acids. Gene Ontology annotation, molecular function: biotin--[biotin carboxyl-carrier protein] ligase activity.
UCUAGCUAGCUGAUCUGGCCAGCAGACCUUGACUCGACUCAAGGCUUGAAGUCAUGCUCACAGUACUAUGAAGAAUAAAUCCUUGAUCGUACUGCUGAUGUGUGAAAUUUGAUCCUUGAAACUGCCGAUAACUUAAUCAGGAGUCAUCAGCGAUCGUCGAGUUAAAAAAAGUGAAUGGUGAUGAUAUUUCCGCACUGACGUCUGUCCUCCAAGUUCCGGAUCAAGCAUUCAGCAAGCAAGCGCGAGUAUGGCGGGCGUGGGCCGGUCGUGCAAGGGUGACAUUUAGCAGCGUGAUUCGGCUGGGCAGUUCAGGCCUAACGUCACUGCCAGACAUUUUCAAUGGCAACCAGCUCGUUAAAUGGAUCCUCGUCUGACUCUGAACUUCAGAUAGACACUGAAAAUGUUCAAUUCAGAUAGCGUCCAGUAACUGGACAUGUUUUCAGCAUCAACUUUUCAACAUCAAGUUCACUAACCUGAAAGUGCAACACUAAUUUGACCCCAAAGACAUUCGCAAGAUUGUCGUCAAACCAAGCAAGUGGCAUGGUACGUGUAGUCCCCCGUCUCCAGGUACUUUGAUAACAGUGCAUGCUGAUGUGAGCCCUUGACUAACAAUAACCGCGAUGCUUUUUACGGUGUGCUACGCUUAUCUGACGUUCUCCACGGCUUGGCGUGACUACAGGCAGAAGGCCAAGGUGAUGAACGCACUGCGUUGCCAUGGCAGCAAGGCCAGCAUCGCAUUUCGCAAGAUCCUCCAGGAGGGCGUGGUCAGCGAGGGAGACAAGACGAGGGCGUCGUUUCUUUGCGAGAUUGGAGAACAGCCUGUCAUCUCUCAGCUUCUCGGCGAGAAGAGAGGCAAACAGAUGCUUGUGGUUCAUCCGAAGCAACGUGUCGACCUGUCCAAAGACUGGACGUCCUUCAUCGGAACCUCAACCCCAAGCCUGUCGCCCUACAAGGAUCCAGACCAGGCCGCCUCCUCUUCCUCAAAUCCGGACUCCGUCUUUGUUCUCCUGGAGGCCUCCCCGCCCAAGACGGAUCGGCAGGGUCGCCUGAAUCUGCGCAAGGUGGCCCGGGAGCGAGUCGUGAAGCUCUCCGGGCUGACCACUCCACUGGCGUGGAAAUCAGGCGAGCCGUUUGGCAUUCUGGUCCAGGCCUCUGCCAACAACUUUGGGCUGGUGGGCUCUGCCUAUCUGGAAGGGGUGCUGGAGCUUGACGACGGCCUGCUGGUAGAGCAGAUAGUCUGUGUUGAUACAAUUGGGGAGCCGUUCAACCUCGUCAAUCAAGACCCCAAGACUCCUUCGCCUUCCCCCUUCCCACCCGGUUCCCCCUUCCACCGUUCUCCCUCCGGAAACAGCCUCCUCCAAAGAUCAGGUUCGUCCAAAAAGGAGGUAAAACCGCUGCGCCGGAAACACUCUCAGGAAUUCCUCAAGAAAUUGGAGGAGCAGCAUCAGAGAAUUUCCCGCAAAUCCUCGUCGGAGUCGAGCGACCUGGGUGGCAUCUCGGUCGAAAUGGCCGGUCAGGGACUAGAUGAUGAAGUACUGGUGGACAUUGAAGGGAGUCCGAAAUUUCAUCUAGGAGGAGCCACAAUCGACGUUGGAGGCACAUCCUCGGGAGAUGCCAGCAAUGUCUCAAGGAAGCCUCCCAAUCUUCUUGUGUAUACGGGAAGUGACGACACGGACAAAUCCAGAUACAAGUCCUCGGUGGCUUUUCUGGAGAAAUUCCUGCACCGGGAUCGCUAUGUCAUCUACCAUUUGGAGCAAGAACAAGCUUUGAAACAUCCGUGGGCCGAAAACUGCAAGCUUCUUCUCCUAAUGACGGGCAAAGAACCCAUUCCCGAGAACACACUGAAGAAGUUUACCGAUUACGUUAAGAGUGGCGGAUUUCUUUUCGUACUUGAUGGCCAAAGUGCCAACUCUGAAACACCUGCGAGCGUGAGCGCUAUUAAGUACUCGGAAAUGCUCGGAGGGGAGAUGCUGUCCUUUCAAGGCCUUUGUUCUGAGGAUCCCCUAAAGAGGGACUUGUUUCCUGGGGGACAAAUGAAGGUGCUGGCAGAGAGUCAAGGAAACGCUGUCAUUACCGAAACUUCCUUCAAAGGUAGCGCAGGAAAAAUCAUAUCUUCUCAAGUCCAGCUUCAACUCAUCUCCCCAGAGAGUCUGGUUCCGGACACCGAAGCCUUUACUGAACUUAAACAGUCCAAUGAGGUCCGACACCAGGUCAUCUUUGACCUUCUGGGCCGGCUGGGGUUAAAGUGCGCGACCUCCGAGCUACCAGAUCUGACUGCCGGCUACCUGCUUGGUGUUAAUGAGCAAGUGGCAAGUGCCUUCUUGACGUCCAUCCAGCCAAACCUUAAAGACAGUCAGCUGGCAAGUCGCUAUCUCACUAUGCAGUUUAACAGCGACCCGGACAAGGUCGGCCAAGCGACCCCCGACCUUCUGCCGGUCAUCACGGGUCAAAGUUCACCGCGGGGCGGAGCAUUCGACUUCGAAGUUUACAAGAAACAUUUGACUAGCAAGAGACUUGGGAAUGUUGUGCUGUACACGGAGGUCGUUCCAACAACUAUGGUUCUAUUUGAAAGUUUGAUGUUCAAGGUUCCAGGGGACGUCGGUGUUGUUGCUAUAGCAACCCGCAUGACAGCAGGAAAAGGACGUGGUGGCAACAAGUGGCUAGGACCCAUAGGCUGUGCCAUGUUCUCCUUGCACGUGCGGAUUCCCUUCGGUUCAGAGCUUGCCGACAAGCUCCCGUUCUUACAGCACAUUGCUUCGGCUGCCGUUGUUGAGGCUGUCAGAUCCAUAAAUGGCUAUCAGGACAUAGAUCUGCGACUGAAGUGGCCCAACGACAUCUACUACGGUGACAAGAUGAAGCUAGGUGGAGUCAUUGUCAAUUCAAGUGCAUUGGACAAUGUGUUCCAUGCAAUUAUUGGCUGUGGUUUCAAUGUUGACAACAGCGACCCAACGAUUUGCAUCAACGACCUAAUCCGGCUUCACAACAAGCAGACCAAUGCAAACCUGGCGUUGUUGACCAUAGAAGAGCUCAUCGCGAGGACCAUCAGCCAAAUUGAAAGCAUCAUCCAGGUUUUCCAGAACAAAGGAGCAGAGCCAUUUCUGGAGAUGUACUAUAGGAGAUGGUUGCACAGUGGCUGUAAGGUGCGUCUCGAGAACGAGUCCGGGCCUGAAGUAACAGUGGAAGGCUUAGACAGGUCUGGUUUCCUCUCGGUGAGAGACCAACAGGGGGCGCUUCGCAGCGUCCAACCCGACGGCAACACCUUUGACAUGACCAAGAACCUGGUGCUGAUGAAGGAGAGACGGGAGUGAGCCCCCUCUUGGCCAGAUAUAGCCAGCUUAGAGACCAAGAUCAAAUUAAUUUGAAUUGGAGAGCUGUACAUCAAAGUCUAAUGUAAAUAUUAGAUAAUUGGAUUUUUUUAAACCAAAGACGCUGAGAACAGUAAUCGCACAUUUUUUUUAUAAUCUGGCUUCCUUAGUUCUUUGAUUUUUCAGUAUUCAUUUGUUUGUCAGGAAACCAUGAAUAAACCUACUUUCUAAAGAUAUAAUCAUUGUGCAGGUUUUUACCCCCACCUUAACCCUUAGUCCUUGUAUCGUCCCAAACCAUCCCAGCACUGUAUGAUUUUAUAUUAAUCAGGAAAUAAGUACAUUGUUAUACAAUGUAUACAAUGUAUACAAUGUAUUACAGGUGCGAACGGGUUAAAUAUAAACUAAUUGACACAGUACAUUUAUGUAACAAACACAAUAAUUGCCUUGUAAAAUGCAGCUUCUAAUUACAAUAAAAGUAUAGCCUAAAAUGUAGCAUAAAUAACAAUAAUUAUAAGUACUAAACAUGAGGAAGUGAGGGCAUGCAAUUUAUGUAUAUUAUGUAAUAUACAAAUAAUGAAUGUUUAUGAGUGCAACAUUUGGUAAAAAUAAUUUCUUGAGGUGACAGAUUCCACAAGGCAAAACCGAGUGGAAUGGAACGUUGCAUUCGCCUCGUGUAGUGGAACAUUCCAUCUGUCACCGAAUGAAAUUAUUCUUUCCAUUGCACGAAUGUGAAACAUUGACUAUUUGUUUUAUACAACACCUGAAUGAAUCCUCGUCAUCUGAUUGGUCAGAGCCACCAACAUGUGAUACCUGUGCCAUGGAACUUCUAUUUAUUGUGGAAUGGAACUCCUGUUUUUGCGGUGCAGCUGCGUCGUGCGUUCGGACGAAUAAUUCAAGGGCAUAUGAUCAACCACUGACCAAUCAGAUGGCGGGGAUGUAUUCAGGCGUUUACAUUAGAAUAUUAUUAACAAUGUUUUGACCAAGCCACAUUAGUGCUGCCAUGUGUCUACUGCCAGUUUCUUCCAUCUUUCCAACCACAAAGUAUCUUCCAUUUGCCUCCGUUUUUGGUUGAGUUUUCAGAAAUCUAGCUUUUACAGAAACAAAACCUGAAUUCAGGAUUUUUUUUCUUCGAAAUGUAAAUCACAUAUUUGCUUCUAUAUCAGCGUCCCGAUUUUGCUUUUUAAAACUCUAUAUCCCCUUACAAUCUGCCACUCUGCACCCCGGCUACACCACUAGCAUUCGGGUUCAUAUAGUUUGGACAGAGAAUACCGUAACGGGCGAGUGUUUGCCAAAAGUGUCUUCACAACAAGAAGAAGGCCCUCAUAACAGUUGCAGUUGGCCACUGCUCAGUCAACCGUAAAUGUAAUGACAUGACCAGGGUGUCAUUUUAAAGAGGAGAUUAAACCCUAAUAGAAGAUAUCUCCUUUUGAUUCACAUGUGCCCUACUUCUGUUCCAAUUAGCAAUAAUAUCUCGGUUUCGGUUUUUUUUUAUCCACCCUGUAUAGACGUCGUUGUCCAUAUGGGUCUGUAUGAUACAGGGUGACAAACCGCAUUUCGGGGCGGUUUCGGGCGCACAAGGACCGCAGUAGGGGGACAACUUGUCCUGGUAAAACAUCCAGCAACUCUGCCUCCUACGAACCGCCCAAGCCGGGUAAAACCGUCUAGUUGUAAAUAUUAAAGAAAGGUCACUUGAAACAAUUUAUAACAAAGGGUUGUCUCAUUGAUUUCAUACAGUAGAGGAGUGGGCAUUUGCACAGAUAUUUUGUUGUUGGAAGUUAUGUCUAGGUGUUUGUUUUUUGUUUGGUUUGGGGCCUUUUUUUGGUUGAACUUUUUUUUCAUUUUAUGACCACUUUAUAAGUAAUCACUGGAUAAGAUGUUUGUAGUUGUUUGCAGAUUCACUAUACACAAAUGUGUGCAGACAAUUUCCGCUUGUGAUUAUUACAUGAAUUACUUGCGAAACCUACUCGGUAAAUUAAAAAGGUAUAUAAACGAAAUGCAUGAAAAGUCAAUGUAUCCUGUAUAAAGCUUGUGAGCAGUGUGCCUCAAAGAAUCGAAUACCAGUUCACUUUAUCCACAAUUAAAAACAAAACACGUUCUUUUCUUUUCAGAGACUUUAGCUCCUAAUGUAACUUUUAUCCGGUAAAUUUGAAUGGAAAAAUGUAAAAGGAAUUGUAAGUUUAUGGAAUGUUACUUAGGAAAGAAUAUAUAUUUCGAGGUGAAUUUUUGCGAGUGUUGUGCUGAUGUUUUUUUUUUUUAAUUUAAUCCAGAACCGAAAGUUGGACACAUUAUAGUAAUAUCAAAUAAAACACAGUUGCUGGUAGAUUUGAGUUGAUUUCUUCAUUAUUGAA